Messenger RNA from Carica papaya (papaya), 1450 nucleotides. Lineage: Eukaryota; Viridiplantae; Streptophyta; Magnoliopsida; Brassicales; Caricaceae. The record is from RefSeq and is a predicted model, not a curated record.
CCAAGAACUUAGGGGGGAGGUUUGUAAUGAACUUAAGGUUCAAACAGUUUGACUUUUUCCUCUGAGUAAACCUCCAUGACCAAAAGCAAGGCGCGGGAAGCAACUGGGCAAAGCUCCUCACACAUCCUCCUCGUCUUCCCAAAUCUAAACCCUGGCUUUCUCUAUCGUCACCAAGCAACAGCGGCAGCCAUGGUGGUAAGUGAAUGGUAAACUCAUGUACCUAGUUCUUUCCAGUUUCUGCUUGGCAUAUCCAGUAUUUAUAAUCCGAUUGUUAGUGGAAAUGAACAGCGGCCGCAGAUGAUACUGUUGAAGGAACACGCAGGCAUUUCUCACUCGGCACAAGAGCCAGCUUAUCAGCAAAUUAAACGCCCAGACGUCAUGAUGGAUGUGGUGAGGGCGGCGCUCGGGACCGGGGCAAUGGACGAGCUUAUCUACGACGAGAAGGGCGGUGUCGCCGUCGACAACGACGGCGCAAAUAUCAUGAAGAUUCUCUUCGCAAAUCAGCAAGUCCAAGGACUUCGAGAAUACAUAAUAGGUACUUACAAUCGUGAAAUCCGGGGCAAUUGAUUUACCGAUUGAUUGGCUUGGAAGUAUUAAAUUGGGAUUCUCUGAAUUAAUUUUGAGAUUGUUUUAAUUUACACAAGUAAAUUAGAAUUUUUGGAAGACCCAACAGCUGUCUCUAUGGCCACCAACCAACAAUGGCAGCCAUGGUGCGCAGCCGCAGAUCAUACUUUUGAAGGAACACACGGACAUUUCUCACUCGGGGCACAAGAACCAGCUUAUCAGCAAAUUAAACGCCUAGACGUCAUGGUGGAUGUGGUGAGGAUGACGCUCGGGACCGGGGCAAUGGACGAGCUUAUCCACGACGAGAAGGGCGGCGUCACCGUCGACAACGACGGCCCAAAUAUCAUGAAGAUCCUCUUCGCAAAUCGCCAAGUCCAAGGACUUCGAGAGUACAUAAUUGGUGUGCCUGUGGAAAAGGAAAAAAGCAAACAUGAUGAGAAUGUCAAUGUUAUUGGGUUUUCUGCUGAUAUUUAGUUUGGCAGUGGUAGACGCAAGAAGAGUAGAGAACAUGAGAUUCAAAGAGCAUGUGAAGAUUGGGCUCAAACACCAUAUGUUGUACAAGGAACCAAAUCAGCCCACGAACAGGCGAAUCCGGGACCUUUUGAAGAGGAUGACUCUAGCAGAGAAGAUCGGCCAGAUGGUGCAAAUUGACCGUAGUGUUGCAACACCUGAAAUCAUGCGCAACUAUUCCAUUGGCAGCCUUCUUAGUGGUGGAGGCAGUGUCCCUCGCACUCAGCUACCCCUCAGAAUGGAUAAACAUGGUUAAUUCUUUCCAAAAUGGUUCCCUUUCCAGCCGUUUAGGGAUCCCAUGAUCUAUGGAAAUUGAUGCUGUCCAUGGCCACACAAUGUCUACAAAGCCACUAUUUUUCUCACAUAUUGGUCUUGG